AUGACUGGGCAACCAACAAGAAAAAGAGCAAAACAAAAUAAGGCUGAGCUCACAAAAUCCGUUAGUUCAACAGUACAACGGGUGGGCGAUUGGUCGCUGAACGUCAACGAAGAUGAAGACGACCAAAACAAAUCAAACAAAAGACAGAAGUUUAGCACAGGAAUUGGAGGGGAUGUACUGAUGACUAAAAAAGUAAAGGCAUUUAUAAAACCGUGGUUCAACUCAAAUUUUACAAUGCGACUUGAUUUAUACGUCGUACCAAGCAAAUUCACAAGACAACCACAACACGCAAUACCAAAUUUAAGGCCGUAUGAUAAAGAAAUGUUGCUCGCCGAUGAUUACUUCGACACACCAAACCCAGUACACAUACUAUUGGGAGCAGAUGUAUGGGCCGAAGUAUUAAGACUUGGCCUAUACAAACAUACUUCAGGCGCAAUAAUGCUCACAACAGCACUAGGCAAUAUUAUUUUGGGCAAAGCCAUUAUUGACCAAAAUAUUGAGGAGCAAACGGAUAAUGUAGCCGUCUAUAGUAUUCAGGAAGGAGAAAAUGAAAAAUUGGACGAAAUACUCCAAAAAUUCUGGAAAAUUGAGGAAUGCGUGGAUGAUAUACUCCCACUAACAGUAGAGCAUAAAUUAAUCGAACAAUUCUAUAAAAAGAAUUACUACCGAGACAAGGAAGGAAGAUACGCAGUAAAAAUCCCAUUCAGAAGAGAUUCGUUAUGCAAAUUAGGCGAGUCAAAAAACAUCGUACUAAGACGAUUCUUCCAACUGGAAAAAAGAAUGCAGGCAAACGUUGAAUUCAGAGAAAAAUAUACGGCUAAAAUUAACGAAUUUAUCGCAAAAGGAUACAUGGUAAAGGCAGGCAUACCAAAUGGUCGCGUGAACUACAUACCGCACCACGCGAUAAAUAAAAAUAAAUUCAAGCCGGUAUUCGAUGCAUCCUGUAAAACGAGUACAGGUGAAUCGCUAAACUCGAUUCAAAUGAUCGGCCCAAAAUUGCAACACGAUUUGCACGACCAAAUUAUGCGAUUCAGGCGAUAUAAAUACGCAGCCAUAACGGACAUAGUCAGUAUGUUUAUGCAAGUAAACAUAGCUAGAUCUCAAUGGGAUCUUCAAAGAAUAUUUUGGAGAGAAAAGCCAUCAGACCCACUACAGGAAUAUAAUCUGACCGUAGUGACAUAUGGCCUGGCUUCAUCAGUCUUCGUUGCUGUGAGAACGAUGAUUCAAUGCGCAAGGGAUAUGCAGGACAAAUAUCCAAACGCAGUAAGAGUAAUAGAACAAUGCUUUUAUAUGGACGAUGGGCUAUUCGGUGCCGAUACUGUCGAGGAAUUAAAAGUGUUGGCUCGAGAAGUCCAAUUGGUACUGGCUCAAGGAGGAUUUCAAUUAAGCAAAUGGGCAUCCAAUAGCAAUGAGCUAGAAAGCCUAAUGAAAUCAAACGCCACAAAGGAAAUAGAUAUAGGAGACACCACUAAAGAGGCGAAGGUGUUAGGCAUAAGAUGGCUGAAAGAUACAGACGAACUCACAAUAUUCGUCAAAGUAAGCCUCAAAAAAGGAAACUACACAAAAAGGCAGAUAAUAAGCCAAAUCACAAAACUAUACGACCCAAACGGUUUUGUAUCACCAGUGGUCAUACUGGCAAAAAUGAUAAUGCAGGACUUAUGGAAACAUAAAGCAUUAAAAUGGGACGAUCCAGUACCCAGUAAUUUGGAAGGCAAAUGGCGUACGUACCUCGAAGAGUUGACAAUACUAACAGAGUUCAGAAUACCACGAUGGAUAAAAACAAAAGGCACAUCAUUAUCCGAAUAUCAUGGUUUCUGUGAUGCAACUUUUAAGGCGUACGGAGCGGUCAUAUAUCUAAAAGUGAUCGAUAGUGACGGCAAAAUAUCGUGCACACUGCUGAUAGCAAAAUCAAAGGUAGCACCACUAAAGCCAAUCACAAUUCCGAGAAUGGAACUAUUGGCCGCGUUAUUACUCACAAGGCUAAUGAAAAAAGUAAUAUUAAAGGCAGCACUCCCAAAUGCGAAAUACCAGUUAUGGUCUGAUUCAAUGGUAACACUUUACUGGAUAAAUAAAGACCCCGGCCAGUUGAAGGCAUUCGUAGCAAACAGAGUGGAGGAAAUAAGUUCAACCUUCACCACACAGGCAUGGGCAUAUGUCUCAACAUCAGACAACCCGGCCGACCUCAUAAGUCGAGGAAUGAGGCCAAAAGAUCUAAUAAAACAUGCGUUAUGGAAGGAAGGCCCAAAAUGGUUAAAAUACCCAGAGGCAUUAUGGCCAAAUGCCAAAUGCACAAGACCAGAAGAUGAACUAAAGGAAGAAAUAAAAAAGGAACUUAAGAUAAAUAAAGAGCCAACAUCGGUCGUGAUGAUGCUCACAAUAGGCGAAGAAAGCUUGUUCGAUACAACAAAUAACUGGAGAAAAAUACUCCGCAUAACAGCGUAUUGUUUACGCUUCAUUAAGAAUAUAAAGCUUAAAGGCAAAGCAAAAAAGUUGCGAAUUAAAUCAAGCAAUCCCACAGCAGAGGAACUAAGACAGGCAGAGAUAUAUUGGAUCAAAGAGGCACAAAGCAAAGCGUACCCAAAGGAGAUACAGGCAUUCGAGGCAGAGAACCAAGAAUUACCAAAUAAAAGCAAAAUCAGAGUCCUACAGCCAAUAUUCGGCUCAGACGGCAUAUUGAGAAUUGGCGGUCGACUGGACAAAGCAAUGAAAAUGCCAUAUACAGCAAGGCAUCCAGCAAUAAUUCCCCCAAAUUCAAGGCUCACAAACCUCUUAUUAAGAGCAGCACAUGAGGAAACCCUGCACGGGGGACCACAAAUGAUGAUGGCAUACUUACGAAGAAGAUACUGGAUACCAUCUUUGCGUUCACAGGCAAGGCUAUGUGUAAACAAGUGCGUUAAAUGCAUCAGAUACGCCAAACAAACUGAAAGGCAAAUAAUGGCCGAACUCCCUGCCGUAAGGCUAAACCCGGCAAGGCCAUUCAACUUCACAGGUACGGACUUAGCCGGUCCAUUUAACGUAAAAUUAUCCGACAAAAUAAAUACAAACACAAGAGGAAGAACACUACCAGACGUGAAAGGAUAUAUCGUAGUGUUCGUGUGUUUAGUCACGAGAUCGAUACAUCUUGAGGCAGUAAUGGAUAUCUCAGCAGAUGCCUUUCUGCUAGCCUACCAAAGAUUCGUGGCAAGAAGAGGUAAUCCAGAAAAAAUGUACAGCGAUCACGGCACAAAUUUCAUAGCUUCAGACCGAAUCCUCAAAGAGGCAGAGGAAGCAUGGAAGAAUACCAGAAUACAAGACUUCGUGCAACGUAAAGGCACACAAUGGAAAUUCAUAACACCAGCGGCCCCACAUGAAGGCGGAAUAUGGGAAGCCGCAGUGAAAAGCAUGAAGCACCAUCUAAGGCGCGUCAUAGGCCCGCAAAAAUAUUCAUACGAAGGAAUAUCAACAUUAAUCAGUGGGAUAGAGGCAUGCUUAAACUCCCGCCCCAUAUGCGCAAUGUCAGACGACCCAAAGGACACAAUGGCUCUGACUCCGGCGCACUUCCUAACGGGAGGCCCAUUGAAAUUGCCACUGCCAGAGGAAACAGGCGAACCGCCCAAAACAGCGAAGAAAUUAUAUAAUGAGAUACAAUUUCAGACACAAUCAUUUUGGACAAAGUGGCAUCAAGACUACAUUGCUUCUCUGAUGCAAAGACCAAAAUGGAAGGAAGAGAAUCAAAACCUAAGGCCAGGACAGCUCGUGCUGAUUCAAAAUGAAAACCUCCCACCGACUUAUUGGGCAAUGGCACGAGUCAUUGAAACAUUCGAAGGCAGUGACGGGAAG
Contarinia nasturtii (swede midge) is the source of this 3819-nucleotide messenger RNA. RefSeq lists its product as uncharacterized. NCBI's taxonomy places the organism in Eukaryota, Metazoa, Arthropoda, Insecta, Diptera, Cecidomyiidae. Gene Ontology annotation, molecular function: nucleic acid binding. The record is from RefSeq and is a predicted model, not a curated record. The annotation marks the transcript as partial. The transcript has 2 exons. Gene Ontology annotation, biological process: DNA integration.